CCUGCUUCAGUAAGUAUAUCUCAGACUUCUCAUUGCCAGCCAGUGACUCCUUUGGAAAUGGCACCUGGGUGCGCAGCUCUUUUGGCUACAACUCUGCUCUGCUUAUCUCACUGCUCUCCUCUGCCAGGGCCUUUAAAGGAUCUACUUGGAGGUCGUGAACAACAUGCUGAGGCCUCUGCAACUGAUGUCUUUAGCCACAUUUUGGACAGAAAUACAGGGAGCAAGAAGCUAAUCAAGCAGGGAGACAUGAUUCAAGUAAAACGGAGGAGCACCUUGGUCUGUCCAACCGGUGGCUGUUUGUGGCCCAAGUUAAGUGAUGGCACAGUAAGCGUCCCAUACGUCAUCUCAGAUGCCUACAGUGCUGAUGAAGCUGAAGUGAUCCUUCACGCCAUGAGAGAGUUUCACACACUCACCUGUGUGAGGUUUGUCAGCAGACGGUCAGAGAAGGACUUUGUGCAGAUCAUCUCCAAUGACGGGUGCUGGUCAAGUGUAGGGAGACUUGGUGGUGCUCAGGAGCUCUCACUUGCCAAAGAUGGCUGUCUCAUCCAUGGUGUUGUUCAGCAUGAGCUAAAUCAUGUUCUUGGUUUCAUUCAUGAGCAAUGCAGGCCUGACCGUGACACCUAUAUCAAAAUCAACUGGCAGUAUGUGAACCCAGAAGAUGCCAUGAACUUUGCCAAGUCUGACUUGAGUCCCUUGAACCUUCCCUAUGAUUAUACAUCUAUUAUGCAUUAUGGAAGGUAUGCGUAUUCAAACACCACUGGAGAAGCAGUCAUUGUGCCACUGGUGAACUCAACAAACCUGCUUGGUCAAAGAUAUGGAAUGAGCCCCAUUGAUGUACGCAGAGUCAAUACAGUGUAUUCAUGCCGAGUGUGCACAGCCCUGCUUUCAGAAACCAGUGGUGUUUUCAUAUCUGCGGACUUCCCCGCCUUCACUGCUGAAGACGUAAGAUGUGUGCUUCUGAUCCGAGUCCCUGGCAGACAGAUCCUGCUGGAUUUCGAGGUGUUUAUUGUGCAAGAAUCUCCCGGCUGUACAGCUGACUCUGUUCGUGUAUAUGACGGUGACAGCAUUCAGUCCCCAGUGCUGCUAGAGAAGACUUGUGGAUCCCGGGAGGUAUCAGGAUACUACUCCAGCACAAAUACACUGCUGGUUGAGUUCAUCCGACGCAGCCUCAGGUCUCCUAGCCAUUUCCAGGCCAAAUACCAAAUGGUAGCCUGUGGAGCCACUAAGACAACAAUGUCUGGCGAGUUCAGCUCGGAGAACUUUCCUACAGGUUACCCCAACAACCAUGAGUGUACCUGGAACCUCAUAGCUCCCCCAGGCUACAAGGUGUCUAUCACAGUGGUUUCAUUCCAUCUAGAGAAUUCUCCAGCUUGCGAGUUUGACUAUGUUAUCUUCUGGGAUGGAUUCAAAAGUACUGCCAAGAUGGUAGGGAAAUACUGUGGCGAAGGACCUGUGCCAUUUUUCAUAUCUACGGGGAAUGUUGCAGCUGUCCAGUUUCACAGUGACAAGUCCAUUCGUGCUGCUGGGGCUCAGUUCACGUACGCCUUUAUCCAUUAGGACUUAGUGAUACCCUCUGCAAGAAACCCUCUGGUUUAGAACAGGAUGUCAGCUGCUCACUCAAUUAACUUUUCAUUUUUAAGAUAGGCACCCUAGUUUUGCCAUGGCCAUAACUUACUUGGUGAUCACUUGGGUGGUGGUCCUGGAAAAAUGGUAGAGCUCCACCUUAAAUGAGCUGAGUUGGAUAGUUGCAAACAACUUGGAUUUGAUUGAGUGUAAAGAACACUUCUACAAUUCAAGCCAAAUACUUUGAUAAGCACACCAAUGAUCUGCAUGGAGAACUCGCUCCACUCCACACUAAUCUAGACAUUGGCGAAAGAAACAGAUUAGACACCUGAAAGAUGACAUGUCCUGCAACACGUUGACCAUGCCAUUGUUGAGUUUGCAGUUGCAGUUUGACCGGCUGGAUCAAGCAAAGCACCAUCUACAGGAGUGGCAGCCAUCUGGCAGAACACAAUGCUGGCUUGUGCAAAUGUGGCCCACCAUAUAGCAUCUUCUGAGAACUCUCAAGUGUAUUGAGUGAGUGGCCAUUAGGUUCAUCUCGUCUGUCCCAGAAGGGUCAAGAAAUUCAUGUGUAUAAUCAAGUAUAUACUCUGCAAGAGACUCAGUAAUGAAAAAAUAAAAGUGUAUAUUAGUAAA
Molecule: messenger RNA, 2196 nt
Organism: Polypterus senegalus (gray bichir)
Lineage: Eukaryota; Metazoa; Chordata; Cladistia; Polypteriformes; Polypteridae
Product: high choriolytic enzyme 2-like
Exons: 12
Coding region: 58-1557 (499 amino acids)
Biological process (GO): proteolysis
Molecular function (GO): metalloendopeptidase activity; zinc ion binding
Source: RefSeq, a predicted model, not a curated record